AUGCCUCGUUACCUAAGGAUAGCGGACGUCCCUGCGAUACUGUCUGAACUGCAAGGAACUGGAGACAGCACGCCCUAUCAGAAGAACGAAUGGCAACAACGAUGGUGCAAAAUUACGGAUGAGCCCGAAGAGGUCGCCGCCUGGCUGUUGUGGCUGCACACUAACAAAAAAGCCGAGUAUGCCUGGGUGGAUCAGAUGUGUGUACCGCAGGAUGCCGAUCUGGAGGAGAAGAUGACUCACAUCAAGGACAGCCCCUCCAUCUACGCAGCAGGACACGUGUAUGUGCUUAUUGCCCCGGUUGUGGACUACGCGACAGGCAAGAUCAUGAACGCCAAGGAGGCGCAUGGCAUCGUACAGCAGUACAACGACGAAAUGAACUCGUACAGGGGCGCUCGCUUUCUGAGCCGGUCAGCGGUUAAGGCUCUGUUGGUCAACAACUCGUACAUGCGGCGUGUGUGGACCAUUCAGGAGGCGGUGGCGGCCAAGAGCCUGUCUGUGUGGCCGCUGAGGGGGGAAGGCGAGGUUAACUCGUAUCAGAGCAUCUAUGUGGUGGACUGGCCCGAAUUCAACGCCUGGAAUAGCCACCCGAAACUGGGACCGCUGUACCUCAAAUUCAGUGACGAGGCACUCAGGAGCUUCUACGAGGGAGACUACACCGGCAUUAUCAAGGUUCUUCGCGAGCACCCCUCUGACGGCAUUGGCUACCUGGCCAUGAUUAGUAAGGAUCUGAUGUGGAUUACCAUGGACCGGAACGGCCUCAUCAACGACAUCAAGAAGGCGGACAGCCCCGCCAAGAAGGCGUUUGUGCUGCUCAACAAUCACCAGAUUCAGAGCGCCCGCGCCUUCCUUCCCGAAGACCGCGUGCUGGCCCUGAUCCCGCUGGUGGACUACCCGGCGUGGAAGGAGGUGACUAAGGGGGUGCCGGGAAGACACAUGGUGCAGGCGUCCGUGGCGUGGGCGUACGGCAUCAUGGAGGCACAGAUGGCCACGUGGAAGUGGUCGAUCCGGGUGUACAACAGUCCCGAAUGUGCAGCUCGCGGAUUGGAUGUGCUUCAGCCUCGCCGAAACUUGGGGAACAGUACGGCAAUGUGGGGGGCUACACCCGACUGGAAGGUGCAGAUUCCCACCGAGGGCGGCACCUUGGUGCUCACUCCGUCACCUCCCCACCCCGACCCAACCGUCAACUCCUACCUAGAAUCAACCGCCGCAACCCCCUCCCCUGUGGAGUUGCUUGUUGAGGCGGCUCUUGUGAUGCCGCAUCCCGGCCAGGCCAAGUACUGGGGAGGGGGCCCCUGGACCUCCAUCCGUGAUGUACUGCAAACCGACGAGGUGUUUCGGUUGUCCGUACAGUGGGGGCUGGAGCCGUGGCGAAACCCGAACCUCGGGCUGGACGCGGAGCGGAGCGCAGUUGUGGUGUUGUCCGGAGGGGACCUGCCUAACCCCGUUAUGAUCAUUGCGGGAAUCACGGAGGGGGAGGAGGAGCCAACGACUGGCCAGGUGAUGGAGGUGGUUGAGGUGAGCUCCCAUCUGCUCAGCGCCGUCCUUGAGGGCCUGAGGGCGGUGGCUCUGGGCACCCUCACCUCCCCCCUCACCCUCAGCAGCAAGGGGGUGCUACCGCCGCCACCGGAGCCCCCCACAGAGCCCUCCACCCUGGGGGCGCCUUGGCAGCUGGUACUGCCGCCUUCGCCUGGCGCGACGGCUGCAGCAGCUGCGGGUGAUGCUGGUGCCUUGCUGUCGGCUGCUGCAAAGGCGCCGUCGUCGGAGCGUGCUGUCCCCACUGGAGGUGCUGCCGCUGCCGCUGCUGGGGGCAGUGGUGCUGGUGGCGUGGGAGGGGAGGUGGAGACGGAGGCGGAGGAGGCCGUUCCUGCACCCCCUGCAGGUGCUUACAUUCAGAAGGGCGAGAUGGUGCCUGGGCUGCCGUACAGCGGGGUGGAAGUGGCGGCAGGGGCGGAGUAUGCGGGACAGGCACCGGUAGCUCAAGACUUGGAAGCAGCGAAGCGCCCCACCAUUCUAGGCCGGACGGCCAUAGCCGCCGCUGCCGCCUCUACAGCCGUGGUGGUGUUUACAAUGGCCAUAGUAGAAUGGGUGUCUAUGACGAGGGAUCGGUCGCGUGCGACGUUACGAGGAACACAUUUGGUGACGCAUGAGCCGUUCCUCAUUAUAUUCGAGGCCAUAAUCCUGUUUUGCAAUCCUAAUUGCCAAAUUACGCAUCAUGACAUCAUGAGAAACAAGUUCGCAACCCAGCCGGGCAUUAGUUCCGCUUCACUGCCGGAGAUGAGCACCUCUAGCCGGAAAAAAGAUAUGGAGUUCAAACUGAGGGGAAGAAAAAAAAAACCGGGAGCAGAUCAGUUCAAUGACAUUCACGUACAUCUCUACAUACAGACCCACAUCUCCAUCGUGUGGCCGACCGUCAUCAGUACACCGCCGUCAAACCCGCAGCACACACCCUGCGAGGAAACGACCCUAAGCGGCUACAUCCACUGUAUACCGUCAGCAUUUAUGUUACCAAACAUGUAG
This is a messenger RNA of Volvox carteri f. nagariensis, 2517 nucleotides long. RefSeq lists its product as uncharacterized. Lineage: Eukaryota; Viridiplantae; Chlorophyta; Chlorophyceae; Chlamydomonadales; Volvocaceae. The transcript is spliced from 18 exons. The record is from RefSeq and is a predicted model, not a curated record. The coding region runs from base 1 to 2517 and encodes 838 amino acids.